Molecule: messenger RNA, 948 nt
Organism: Fraxinus pennsylvanica
Lineage: Eukaryota; Viridiplantae; Streptophyta; Magnoliopsida; Lamiales; Oleaceae
Source: the annotation of a GenBank genome assembly
AUGUGCAGCACAUUGUUGGAUCCGACAAAUAUCGCAAAGCUUAAUCUAGCGGGUUUGGGAAUUGUGCCGGAGGAGCUAACUGAGGAUAGUUUUGAAACUUGGAAAAAUUGCUUGAAAAAUUAUUUCGUAGGGAAUGGGCUUUGGGAUGUUGUCUCUGGGGAGACUAAACCAGAUAAGAAAAAUCACAAAGAGCGUGAAGAAUGGAAGAAAAAGAACGCUUUGGCUCUGCAUGCAAUUCAACUUUCAUGUGGAUCAGCAAUAUACUCUAAGUUUAAAGAACACAUUUCUGCUCACCAUGUAUGGACUCAUUUGACUGAGAGAGAUUGGGGACGUGUGCAACAACCACUGCCAACCUCAGAUCAGGACGAAGAAAGUCAUGUCGAAGAUAAUGGUUCGAGAAAGUACCUUGAUUAUGAGCUCUUAUACAAGGCAGUUGAAGAAGGUAAGUGGCAUACUAUAGAAGCUAUCCUUCACGAGCAUCAAGAUGCCAUUAGGGAAAAAAUAUCAUCACACAAAGAUACAGCUCUGCACAUUGCAGUUUUGUCUGGACAUACUGAAAUUGCAGAAAAACUUGUAAAACGGAUGGAGCCAGGCGACUUAGAACUGAAAAAUGAAUUUGGAGCUACUGCUUUAUCUCUUGCUGCAAUUUGUGGUGCGAAGAAACUGGCCAAGGAAAUGGUACGUAAGAACAAAAAAUUAGUUACAAUACAAACUGCAGAUCAUGAAGAUGGGCAUCUUCCUGUGAUUGCGGCUGCAUUGUAUGGACAAAAGGAAAUGUUCGAGUACGUCGCUGUUGAUGUUCUUAGGAAUUCUUACGGCGCGUUAUGCAGAAGAAGAUUUUCUCAAGUCCCUACCGAUGAAAUUAAUAUUUGGAUUGACGUGUUUGUUCUUUUCAAUCGUUACCAUGAUGGCAUCCUUUGGUUCUGCAUUGUAUUUGAUUCUGCAUGA